Messenger RNA from Biomphalaria glabrata, 534 nucleotides. RefSeq lists its product as uncharacterized. The transcript is spliced from 3 exons. Gene Ontology annotation, molecular function: serine-type endopeptidase inhibitor activity. The record is from RefSeq and is a predicted model, not a curated record. Bases 119 to 439 code for a protein of 106 amino acids. Lineage: Eukaryota; Metazoa; Mollusca; Gastropoda; Planorbidae.
UUUCGACCUGGCCACGAUUCAUGGUGUUUAUAAAUAAAUAUAUAUUUUGUCAGGACUGAAUCAAUAUUCUGCACUAGUUUGGGUCAUUUGUAAUUAGUUAGUAAACUAGUCAACAAAGAUGAAAGUAAUAUUAGCCAUUGUUUUACUGGUCACUGUCUCAGCUUUACCCAGCCAGAAGAAGGCGUGUGUAGAUGAAUGCACGCCCCCUGGCACACAACACACCAUGGGAACUCUGUUCGUCCUCCCCAAGUCAUGCCCCUCCUCAAGACAGUUUUGUUACACUGACGGAUGUAAUCACUAUUGUCUGGAUUUGUCAGGGAUGAUCAAAAGAACAGAAGCCAAGAGACAAGAAUGUUCCCAGGUCAUGUGCUUGAUGUUCUGUUUCAACGGAUUUGUCAAAGGAGCAGACGGAUGUCCAAUCUGUAGAUGUGCCGAGUGAUUCAGUGAUUCAGUGAAAUCUUCGUUCAUUCAUCUCUUAAUAUCUCCAAACUAAAACAUUGUCAUCGAAUUAAACAUUUUAUUUUUGGGACCUUU